Messenger RNA from Eurytemora carolleeae, 713 nucleotides. RefSeq names its product serine incorporator 5. The coding region runs from base 123 to 713 and encodes 196 amino acids. The transcript has 7 exons. The record is from RefSeq and is a predicted model, not a curated record. Gene Ontology annotation, cellular component: membrane. NCBI's taxonomy places the organism in Eukaryota, Metazoa, Arthropoda, Copepoda, Calanoida, Temoridae.
AGAUAUAAUACAAUAUAAAUAAAUACAAAAUGGGAACGGAAGGAUCCAGAGCUACUUGCAGAGACAAAACUAACAGAGGAUUGUAAUAUUAAAGAACGGAAAAGUAAUUUCGUUCCAUCGAGAUGGUUCAAAACGAAGAUGGGUUCGUGUACAAGGUUCGGAGCUGCAUAGGUGGACAGAUAGGAUGGUUACUGGGACACAGAGCUCCGCGUCUUUGUUAUUCGUCUUUACCUCCAAUAGCGGAGUCUACUGCAACCAGGUUGAUGUAUCUACUCCUGCUAGGGGUAGGAUCUACUGGGAUGGCGUUAAUGCUGACUCAACGGAUGCAGCAUGACUUACAAGCGGCUUUCAAAGAUUUCAACGCUACCUGUAUAGAUCUAGAUAUUGGAGACAACUGUAUGAAGCUAACAGGAUACAUGGCUCUGUAUAAGGUUUCAUUUGGAAUCUCAGUUUUCUUCUGCUUCCUUGCCUUCCUAAACAUUGGAGUAACCUCUAGUGUCGGGUUGAGGGCUGCUACUCACAACGGAUUCUGGGUUUGGAAGGUUCUUCUCCUCAUCCUACUCUGCGUUACAACCUUCGUGGUUCCAGUUCCUCAUCUAGAUAGUUUCCAUACAGGUUGGCUGUAUUGUGCUCUGGGAGGUGCUUGUAUAUUUCUUCUGGUUCAGGUAAUCAGGGAUAAACUUGGCCAGGUUUUUUUAAUCGUUUUGGAGUAA